Molecule: messenger RNA, 452 nt
Organism: Dentiscutata erythropus
Lineage: Eukaryota; Fungi; Glomeromycota; Glomeromycetes; Diversisporales; Gigasporaceae
Source: the annotation of a GenBank genome assembly
AGCAUAUUAUCGUAAUCUCUUUCAUCGCAACCAAUAUCAACCAAGACUAACAAGUAACCCUGGGCAAACGACAGCUACUUCAUCUUCAAGUCAUCAGCUACCUGAAAUUCGUUUUUUGGCCGCAGUUUUGCCUACGUCGAGAGCUGCAACUUUUACUUCUUCAGUUGUGGCUGUGACCUCUGUUGCUGCUUCUUCUGUCGCGGCUGUGAGAUCUGUUGCUGCUUCUUCCGAUAUUCCUGGGGGUGAUAAGGCUGACUCAACAAAUAACCUACCAGAACAAAUAACUGAAACAACAAGUAACCAGCCAUUACUAGUUAACGACGUAGGGUUAGAGAAUCGAGAAGCAAGUGACGAGGAUGAAUUAAGUGAUUCAACAUGGUUGCCGGUUGAAUUCUCAGAACCAAGCACCGAAGAAAGCACCGAAGAAAGUUCUGAAGAGAGUUCAGACGAAC